Messenger RNA from Leptopilina boulardi, 1782 nucleotides. Its product is annotated as synaptic vesicle 2-related protein. The coding region runs from base 169 to 1671 and encodes 500 amino acids. NCBI's taxonomy places the organism in Eukaryota, Metazoa, Arthropoda, Insecta, Hymenoptera, Figitidae. The record is from RefSeq and is a predicted model, not a curated record. Gene Ontology annotation, biological process: transmembrane transport. The transcript has 7 exons. Gene Ontology annotation, cellular component: membrane. Gene Ontology annotation, molecular function: transmembrane transporter activity.
CAAUAUAUUAUAAAUUAUAUAUAUAUGAUCGUUUUAAGUAAAUAUUGUGUUCUAUUUUUUUUUUUAGUUAUAAUCAACAAUGUAAUUCAUUUGAAAAAAAAGGAAAUAUGAUUUAUUUUUAUCAAUAAUUAAUAUACUCCUUAUAAGGAGUUUAAUAUUAUUUUUAUAAUGAAUAUAUCAAAUUAUUACGAUGAGCAAAAAAAUUCAAGAUCAUAUCAAGAAUUGGAAGAAUUUCAUGGGCCUGAUUUAAAUUCAACUCUUUCUACACGUGAAUUUAAUAAUGAUGAUAUGCAUAGAUCAUUGGAACUUAAUUCAGCAGUUAUUGUAUCAGAUGAUACAUUUACAGUUGGACAAGCAAUUAAUACACUUGGAUUUGGAAGUUUUCAAGUAAAAUUAUCAUUAAUCACAGGACUUUGUUGGAUGGCUGAUAGUAUGGAAAUUACAAUUCUCAGUAUUUUAAGUCCAAUUUUACAUUGUGAUUGGAAAAUAACGAGAUAUGAACAAGCUCUUAUAACAACAGUAGUUUUUUUGGGUAUGGUUCUUAGUUCAACAUUUUGGAGUAAUUUAAGUGAUAGAUAUGGUCGUAAAAAAACAUUAACACUUUGUGGAUUAUUAUUAUUUUAUUAUGGAUUUCUCAGUUCAUUUGCUCCAAAUUUUUUAUGGAUUCUUCUAUUGAGAGGAUUAGUUGGUUUUGCCAUUGGAUGUGUUCCACAGUCUGUAACAUUGUAUGCAGAAUUUCUACCUUCUGAUCAGAGAGCAAAAUGUGUUGUUUUAUUGGAUUGUUUUUGGGCGUUAGGAGCAUGCUUUGGAAUAGUUUUAGCAUUAAUUGUAAUGCCAAAUUUUGGAUGGCGUUGGCUUCUUGGAAUAUCAACAAUUCCUUUAUUUCUUUUUUCUCUUUUCACUCCAUGGCUUCCAGAAUCAGUUUAUUUUGAUUUACUCAUUGGUAAAAUAGAUAAUGCAUUGUGUACAUUAAAACGAGUUGCUCGAGAAAAUAAUAAACCAAUGCCAAUUGGUAGACUUGUUUUGGAUCGUGUUCAAACAAAUAGCAGAAAUAAAUGGUCCGAAUUGCUUAGUAGACAAAUGUAUAAAACAACAAUUUUACUUUGGAUUGUUUGGAUGGCAAGUGCAUUUUGUUAUUAUGGCAUUGUAUUAAUAACAACAGAAUUACUUAAUACAAAUUCAGAUCGUUGCAAUAUUAGAGAAAAAAAUGAAAAUUGUCAAACAAAUUGUAAUUUAUCUGGAAGUGAUUAUAUUGAUAUAUUAUGGACAACAUUGGCUGAAUUUCCUGGGAUAUUUUCAACAAUAUUUUUAAUUGAAAAAAUAGGCAAAAAAUUAACAAUGGUUAUUCAAUUAUUAUUAUUUGCAAUUGUUGUUUAUUUUUUAAGUAGAGCAUGUUUACUUAGUCGAUUUGUUUUAACUGUGGGACUUUUUUUAAGUAGAGGUUUAAUUGCCGGUGUUUUUCAAGCGGCAUAUGUUUAUACACCAGAAAUGUAUCCAAAUUAUUUACGUGAUAGAGGUGUUAGUACCUGUACAGCAAUGGCUCGUUUUGGUGCAAUGAUUACUCCUUAUGUAGCAAUUAUUUUUAUACAAUCGUCAUCAUUAAUUGCAAUGUCACUAUAUUGUUUGACAGCUAUUUCAGCAGCUAUUGCAAUUAUCGCAUUGCCUCGUUGAUUAUAAUAGAAUUAUCAAACUUUAUUAAAUUACUAUUAACAUAGAAUAUAAAAUUUGUAAACAAUUUUGUUAUUUAAGUAAUUUUCAAAAUAAAUAAAGUAGCGCCACUAA